GGCGUUGAAUAAACAUUUGAGGUCACAUGACACAUCUCCGCACCAUUCAGCGAGCCUCCCACAAGCUGUGCUGGUUUCCGCUCUGGGUGACGAGUUUAUUCUAGGCCUCGGCAGGAUCCGACGACAGCUUCACAGAGAUCAUGGAGGCGUCGAUGGCCACCGGUCCCGCAGCAAACGAGCCUGCUACAAGCGAGGGCAUACUAAUAGGGGAUAAAGUGUACUCUGAAGUCUUCCUCACCAUCGAUAACUCUUUGAUUCCAGAGGAGAGUAUGUCCCCGACCCCGUCGAUGCAGGACGGCCUCGAUCUGUCCACCGAGACGGACCUGCGUAUCCUGGGCUGCGAGCUCAUCCAGUCCGCCGGGAUCCUGCUGCGACUGCCGCAGGUGGCCAUGGCGACCGGACAAGUGCUGUUUCAUCGAUUCUUCUACUCGAAGUCUUUCGUGAAACACAGUUUUGAGAUUGUUGCCAUGGCCUGUAUGAACUUGGCUUCAAAGAUCGAAGAAGCCCCUCGACGAAUAAGGGACGUCAUCAACGUGUUUCAUCAUUUAAGGCAGCUCCGGGGCAAAAGGAGUCCAAGUCCACUGAUACUUGAUCAGAACUACAUAAACACCAAAAACCAGGUGAUAAAAGCUGAACGGCGUGUGCUGAAGGAGCUGGGCUUCUGCGUCCACGUCAAACACCCUCACAAGAUUAUCGUCAUGUACCUGCAAGUCCUUGACUGUGAGAAGAACCAAACGCUGGUCCAGACAGCCUGGGUAGUCCAUGAUGGUAAGUGUCAUAAAGAACCUCUGAACUCUGCUCCUCCAACCACAUGACCUCAGGAAUCUCCCCUCAUUGGCUGCCCUUCUCGAGACAGCCAAUCCAGUGAGAGCUCUCUGCCCGAGAAUCACUGCAGGGGGCCUUUUCCAGCUGCCAGCAGCAUCUCGUUUUCUUGCACUUGUCCAAAAGGAUUUGUAUUUUUGUUUUUGCUUCAAGACUCCAAAUUUUGAAUUAAAUUAUUUGGUUUUUAAAAGGUGGUUUUAAAGCCUGGAUAUUUGCUUUUUAUUAUUAGACCUCACCUACGACUAGAUUUAGUUGGUCUUUGUUUUUUGUUUCCUAAAUGUACUCCAGUUUAAAGGGUAAGUCACCCAAAAGUGCUAAGUGUUUUUCACCAUGAUGUCUUCUCAAACCCAUAUGAUUUUCUUACUUCAAUAGAACAGAAAAGGAGAAAAAACCAUGUUGCUUAUUCCCAUACAUUGAAAGCAUAUAGUGUCCAGAUGCUGUCAAGCUGUGGAAAGGGCGAGAGCUAGUCCAGACUUGGUCUCUUUAUUCCAAAUUUCAAGAUAAAUCCUAUCCUCUCUGAACUCAUUUGUACUACUGCAUAUUCAAAUUUGGUUUGUCUUAUUUUGAUAUGCUAAGUAAUUGAUAUUGUACAUCCAACCGAUUGUUAUCACAUAAUAACCCCCUUCAGGGAUCUAAAUUAUCCCGCUUAUAGCACUGCCACAUAAGUAAAUAAUUAGACGCAAUCUAUUGAUUUGAGGUUGAAAUAUUUGAACACUAAUGUGAAAACAGCAGUUACAAGGAAGCAGCAGGUUCAAAAUAAACGGAUGUUUAAGGAAUACAGUCACAGCACUUAUUACACAUUUCACCACAUGAAUAAUUAUAUCAAUAAAAGAUAAGACACAAAUGUUUUGAAAUCUUACCAGUUUGUUAGCUACCUUAUAACCCCAUUACAGAAUACAAAACAAUCGUAUUAUGUCAGCAUCUGUGUUUGUAUUAAACGAGAGAGCGCGAGUCCACGAUACCAGGAUGGCAUAAAAAAUUGUACACCUAAUAUGAUAUAGAUUUAACAAUUUAUUACCUAGACAAGCUUCUAAGAAAAACUGUUCCUAGCGAGCAUAUAGCGCUUACUUCAGCUACCCGGAUCAGCCUGUGUUAUUAGCUUUUACCGCUUAAAAACAUACCUCGGUGUGUUGCGACUGACUAAUCAGAAUCAAGUAUUCCACAGAGCUCAAUAUAACUCAAUAUAUGUUUAAACAAAUGAUAUAACAACUUCACACUCAAAGCUAUUAUAUGGCUUCAGAAGACUUUUCAUGGUUUUAUGUUCAUUUUGGUCUCUGCUCACCUUAUGCAUCCAUUGUAUGUAUCUUGAUCUUGUUAAAUAUUUCUCCUUUUUGUGUUCCACUGAGGAAAGUUCCAUAGGUUUAGAAUGACAUGAUGGUGAGUAAAUUAGUUUUCAUUUAUGAUGAAGCAUUG
Molecule: messenger RNA, 2235 nt
Organism: Carassius auratus (goldfish)
Lineage: Eukaryota; Metazoa; Chordata; Actinopteri; Cypriniformes; Cyprinidae
Gene: ccnl1a
Product: cyclin L1a
Exons: 6
Coding region: 141-815 (224 amino acids)
Biological process (GO): regulation of transcription by RNA polymerase II
Molecular function (GO): cyclin-dependent protein serine/threonine kinase regulator activity
Source: RefSeq, a predicted model, not a curated record